CUGUGCCGCCGCGGACGCGCGGUUUCUAGGUUUGGUCACUUUUGUACUUUUUUCGUUGUGUUCUUGAGAACUUCAGCUGCAGAUCAUUGGUGAAUUCGUUUGGCGAAUCUUCGAACGUACAUAGCCCGAAUGUACCAGGCAUCAGCGUGUCAAAGCGACGAUAUUGAAAGCUGUAUUUUUUCACAUUGUCCACAAAGGAACGGAUACAGUCAUUGAAUACGUGAUGGGCGAACAAAGCUAGCAUAGUAAGUAUGCAAGCAAUCUGCAAAAGAAGAGUGGUCUUUUUCGAGAAGAUGCAAUCGAGGUUUACAAAGAUUGAAAAUAAGCAGGCAUGCGCUUAAAAAAACAUGUAUUUAGAAAUUAAGAAAACAUGAGCUUCUUUACAUUUACUGCGUGACCGCACGGGCAUCAGACAAGGAUGGAGCACGCGGAUUACGUACGGAAAAAGGUGGAUCCAUUGCUGGAUAAGAUUGUGGCGGGUUUAAUAACAGGUAGAAAAGAAUAAAUGUCAGUACUGAGUGAGUAUUCAAGACUCUUUAUCGAACUCCAUCCUGUAACUGCAGAACUAGUAACGUCAUUUUUUUGCCGUCACCGAUGCACGCAUUCAUCUUCGAAUUUUGUUUUUGGUUUCGCUACAAAUUACCUCCUUAUUUACAGAUCGCCCAGAGGACGUGAUCGGAUACAUGAUUCGAUUCCUGGAUAAGCCGGAGCCGAGUCGUAUCUUGGAAAGGAUUCAGUUCAGCUCCUGCAGACGACUUCGUCUAGCGUCCAGGUCACUGAUGUAUGUCGAGAUUAUUUGAUACCCCGCCGAGAGCGAGAAAAUUUUUGGAGAUGACUACAAGGACCCUAUCCAUUCCUGCUUUGCCCUGGACAAAUGCGUGAGGGCUGUGACCGGGUGUCCGACUGUUAACUAAGUAGGGGUAAUGCAACAAGGAGAAUCGAAUAUAACCGGCCCUUGCGCAGAGACAAAGUGUUUGCAAUUUCAAGUUUGCUGCAGUAGCUGAGACUUAAUUUUCACUUGCAUACACUUGCGAGACCAGGAGCGGGAGGUUCGACACAACAUCGAGGAGUUGCAGAUCGACAUUGAAUCUCUCGAAUCCAAGAUUAGUGAGAACGAGUCGAACAAAGCGUCGCUACCGCCGGUGGAAGGAGCGCAGGACUCUGCGCCUGCAGCGGAGGAGGAGAGCAACGUCGCAGCCGACCCCGAACCGCCGGCAUCGGGCAUCGAAAGCGGCGAGGCAUAGCCUGUUAAAAUGCAACCGCCGCCGUGCGGCAGUGUGAAGCGCAAUAAUCGUGCGCAGGUUCUUCUUUCUCGGGUAGUGCGGACCUGUGCCCAGUAGUCGACUACUUACACACAAUUGCGACUGUGCAAAGUUCACUGCGCGAGUUCUCAAUUUCUUGCCAAUCUGCCACUUUUGGAGGCAUGGAUGUGGACUCGGGACUUGUUUUUACGCACUGCGUAAACUGGUAUUUGCAUCGAAUAAUUAGGAGUCAGUGCUGUCAUCUGCGGAGGCCUUCUUGUUUCCGGUGAUGGCAUCGGAAGAUUCGCAGUCGCUACAGUAAAUACAUUCAUGGAGACGUCUGACAUCUGUUUUUGUCACUGAU
Amoebophrya sp. A120 is the source of this 1605-nucleotide messenger RNA. The record is from the annotation of a GenBank genome assembly. NCBI's taxonomy places the organism in Eukaryota, Dinophyceae, Syndiniales, Amoebophryaceae.